Molecule: messenger RNA, 2090 nt
Organism: Solanum lycopersicum (tomato)
Lineage: Eukaryota; Viridiplantae; Streptophyta; Magnoliopsida; Solanales; Solanaceae
Product: methyl jasmonate esterase 1-like
Biological process (GO): jasmonic acid metabolic process; salicylic acid metabolic process
Molecular function (GO): methyl indole-3-acetate esterase activity; methyl salicylate esterase activity; methyl jasmonate esterase activity
Source: RefSeq, a predicted model, not a curated record
AUAUUACUAUCUUGGUUCAAUUGGUGUCUUACAAGCGGUACCACAACACUUGCCUUAUCUCGUGGGUUAAACAACUACGUUGGAAAGUACGUGAUUGAAGACGCAAGACGAAAGAUUGAGCAAACGCAAAGGAAAAGAUGGGAGAGAAACAGUCAAGGAUUUGACUUAAAACUCUCACAGACUUGUGUCAAAAAUAAAACUCACAGAAUCAAUUUUGUUGAUUCCUUAGCAAGUCCAUCCGCAACUUAUUUGGUCUCUCUACAAUAAUGAUUGUUAGACUGGGUUAUAGUUUCACUGGGGCACAGAUGGGUGGUCUGCUUACAUACACUUGGAUAAUUCUGUCGUAUCUUUAAAUGGUAUCAGAAAGGUAAAUACGUGAAUGAAAUUUUUGAAUCUGGAAUUAGCUGCUGUCAACGACCAGCUUACCCCGAUCUACAAGAACCCCAGAAGCCAGUUUCAGAGGAGAAGUGCGUGAAUCACACACUCCGUUAAAGCUGGCGGAGACGACCCAGUUCGAAGCGCGUGCGGAGGCGCGUGAGAGUACAAAUCUUGGUCCGGAAUCAUGUACGCAUCGGUUUGGCAUCUCCGGUUGACUAGUGGUGGUCUCCUUAUCAUAGAGCCAUUUUUCCUAGAAGAAAAAUCCUCCAAACAGAAUCUGUAAGCCCUCUUUGGUCAGGUUUGAGACGACUCUGUUUAUUGCUAAUUUUUUUCUUGAUUCUGGAAACUGCGUAACCGAACUAGCCAAUACAGUUGGUAAAGAGUCUCAAUAUCAGAAAUUAUUGAAGUAACACACUUUUGCCAGGUUAGAUAGAACAUUUAUGUUUCAAAAGUGGCUCGCAUAUCUUUAUUGUUAUACAAGUGACCCAAAUGUACCCAUCCAAUAUGAAAAUAAAAUGGUGAAUGAUUUCAUUCCAAUUAUCUGGUGAAAUCAGAAAUUUUACUUGUUUAUUCUCUUUUGACGAAUGAUUGAACUACCAACAAACACAUCCAAUAAAAAAAUAAAAUGCACCUAUAGCACCUAACAUGGGGUUACUUCAGCAUGAAAGUAAGUAAAUUAAUUAACAAAUGUCAAACUCCUGGAAUUAUAUAAUUGCCUUGUAAUGCUUCAUACAAUGUGCUCAUUCUUCAAAGGAAGAAGAAAAAUCUAUGGAGGAAAACAAGUUUCUAUCAAGUCUAGUAAUUCUAAUACUUCUGUUGUCAUGUGCAAAUGCAACCAUGUCAGGGCCUAAACGGCCUAAAACUCACAAGCACUUCGUGCUAGUUCAUGGGGCUUGCCAUGGAGCCUGGUCUUGGUACAAAAUUAUGGCGUCAAUAAAAACUUCAGGGCAUAAUGUAACAGCUCUGGACUUGGGUGCUUCAGGGGUCAACCCGAAACAGGUCCUUGAAAUCCCACAUUUAUCAGAUUACUUUAGUCCGCUAAUGGAGUUCAUGGCUUCUCUUCCAGUAGAUGAAAAAGUUAUUCUUGUUGGACAUAGCCUUGGCGGAUUCGCCAUAUCUAAAGCCAUGGAAAGCUUUCCUGAAAAGAUUUCAGUUGCUAUAUUUGUCACUGCUCUAAUGCCUGGUCUAAUUCUCGAUGCAGCCACCGUCUUUAAUGAGUCGUCCAGUGGAGCAAUAUCUAAACUUGAUAAUCGUCUAACAUUCGAUAAUGGACUUGCCAAUCCUCCAACAACCUUCAUCUUUGGUCCGAAAUACUUGGCGAGUUAUCUUUAUCCACUGAGCCCAAUUCAGGACUGGGCACUGGCUACUACAUUAGUAAGGCCAAUUUAUUUUCACAGUUUGGAUGAAAUAUCAAAGGAGAUAGUUCUUUCAAACAAAAAUUAUGGAUCAGUUAGACGAGCGUACAUUGUGGCAGCUGAAGAUAAAAUUCUAAAGAAGGAAUUUCAACAGUUAAUGAUUGAAAAGAAUCCGCCUGAUCAAGUGGAAGAGAUUUUAGGAUCUGAUCACAUGCCCAUGGUGUCUAAGCCCCUUCAACUUUUUACUCUUCUUAUGCGUAUUGCCAAUAAAUGACAAACUAUCUUCAUAGCUUAAACUAGCUUGUAUUACAUAUUCAUGAAUAAUGCAUAGUUCAAAUAAAAAUUAGAUUACCCUUU